UCGUGGCGCUGAGCUUCCAGGGGAACUUCAAUUACUUCUGGCUGCGAGCUUUAGAACAUCGUUUCCCGGGAAGAUCGGCCGGUAUGAUUAUACGCAAACUGCUUUUGAACCAAACUUUUGCUUCACCUUUGGCGACCAGUGUCUUCUACACAGGUGUGAGUUUCUUGGAGGGCAAAGAGGACAUAUUUGCAGACUGGCGAGAAAAGUUUUUUAAUACAUACAAGACUGGACUAAUGUACUGGCCAUUCAUGCAGAGUGGGGAUGGCACAGCAGCGGUAGCCUUCGCUUGGAUCAUGUCCCCCAAAAAACGGAUUCUACCUCGUAGUACAGAUGAGGAGAAAUAGAGACACAAUGGUGCUUAUGAACAUCAUUGCGCUGUUGCGGAUGAACAGUUCAGUCCCACAAUGGUACUGUAUUCAGGCUGCGUUGUGUUUAUAAAUCUUGUUGCUUAAAAUCUUAUUAAGAGUGAUAUUAAAUUAACU
Molecule: messenger RNA, 482 nt
Organism: Carassius auratus (goldfish)
Lineage: Eukaryota; Metazoa; Chordata; Actinopteri; Cypriniformes; Cyprinidae
Product: mpv17-like protein
Exons: 4
Coding region: 84-344 (86 amino acids)
Biological process (GO): mitochondrial ribosome assembly
Cellular component (GO): cytoplasm; membrane; mitochondrion
Source: RefSeq, a predicted model, not a curated record